This is a messenger RNA of Nestor notabilis (Kea), 928 nucleotides long. Its product is annotated as leucine-rich repeat-containing protein 75B-like. The record is from RefSeq and is a predicted model, not a curated record. The transcript is spliced from 4 exons. The coding region runs from base 1 to 801 and encodes 266 amino acids. Lineage: Eukaryota; Metazoa; Chordata; Aves; Psittaciformes; Psittacidae.
AUGUCCAAAGGUGCCCCAUACUUGAGGUCCAUGCAGGACCUGGGACUGGAAGGAACAUUCCUCAAUGAAGUGCUCUACAAAAAUGCAACUUUCCUUAACUUGGUGGAUCCCAUCUCCCACGACUUGUUGAUGAGCCUCGCUAGAGAUCUGCAGUGUCCCAAAAAGGAAUAUGACCCCUGGAAAUCCUCAGACAGGAUCUGCAGGCAGCUGAUUUACCACCUAACCCCCCACUCGAAAUGGCACCGGCACGGCAUGUCCCGGAGGAAGUCCCAAGUGUGCCUGAAGACCAGCCUACAGAAGAAAGCAAGCCAGGACUCCAUGGAUUUGUCAGGGAUCCCCCUGACCAUGCGGGAUGUCCACCGCAUGGCCUACUACCUGCAGAACAACAAGGACCACCUCACCUCUGUGGACCUGAGCUUCACCGAGCUGAAUGAUGAUAUGGUGCGCCUGCUGCUGCCCUUCCUCUGGGCACUACCCAAGCUCACUCAUCUUUCCCUCAAUGGCAACCGACUGACGCGGGCGACCAUGAAGGAGCUGACUGAUACCAUGAAGGACAUGAACAAAUUUCCUUGCCUAGCCUGGGUUGACCUUGGCAACAACGUGGAUGUCUCAUCCAUGCCACAGCCUUUGCUCGUGGGCCUGCGCAAGCGCCUCAGCCAGCAGACCACACUGCCUACCAUCUAUGAGGCGCUUGACUGCGACUCAGAGAUCUCCAGCGGGCAUGAGGGCAGCCAGCCAGAGGAUGAAGCAGCCGGAAGCACCAUGCCACGUGCUUUUUCUCAGCAGGGCUGCGAGAGGUGACUGGACAACAGGCCAGCACUGGCACACUGAAGCUGCCCCAAGAAGUCUUGAGUACAAACAUCAAGCAGAGGGCCAGCUUUACCAGCUUCCUUUGGCUCUUUCCUCUCGCCUUCCCUAACAUGUCCCC